GAAGACCUUCUAAGAAUUAGGGUUUAGGGAGAGCGACGGAGAGAAGAUGGCGAAGUUCAAUGUGGUGCAGAAAAGAAGAAGAGAGCAAGUAGCAGAGAGGAAAAGAGCGAUCCGUGGAGACCCAGUUACUGGGAAGCUCAAGAAUAAGCCUCAGCCCCUCUCUGCCUCUGGAAAGCGCAAACGCAAGCUCCUAAAGAAAUGGCGCAGGGAGCAGAAGGAGGCUAUAGAGAAAGGUUUGGUCACCAUGCAAGAUGUGGAGAUGGCUGCCGCUGAAGUUUCAGUUGAAGAUACAUCCAAGAGUGCCAGCAAAUCCCCAGCAAAAUUUCAUGUGAAGAAAGGCCUGAAGCUGAAGCAGUUAAAGUGCAGUGGUAAGAAAAAAGGGAAAUCCAAGCCUGCUGCUGAAGCUUCAGUGGACGCAAUGGUAGAAUGAUUAGGAGGCUACAUGGUAUGAUAUGCCAAACCUUGUAAUAUUUCAGAUGGGACGCAAGCAUAAAAUACCUUUGUGCUUUAGGACAUUGGUUUGUAAUUCUAAAAUUCAUUUCAUUUGUAAGACUUGAGUCCCUUUUCUGGUUUGUUAUUUCCAUUUAUGAGCAGUAGUCCUUUAAUAGGAUCUGAAAUGCAGGAAAUGAUCGAAUGUUUGUAUGA
This is a messenger RNA of Hevea brasiliensis (rubber tree), 645 nucleotides long. RefSeq lists its product as uncharacterized. The record is from RefSeq and is a predicted model, not a curated record. NCBI's taxonomy places the organism in Eukaryota, Viridiplantae, Streptophyta, Magnoliopsida, Malpighiales, Euphorbiaceae. The coding region runs from base 47 to 430 and encodes 127 amino acids. The transcript has 4 exons.